Messenger RNA from Planococcus citri (citrus mealybug), 997 nucleotides. RefSeq names its product beta Hydroxy acid dehydrogenase 1 (gene Had1). Bases 1 to 939 code for a protein of 312 amino acids. Gene Ontology annotation, biological process: fatty acid metabolic process. NCBI's taxonomy places the organism in Eukaryota, Metazoa, Arthropoda, Insecta, Hemiptera, Pseudococcidae. The record is from RefSeq and is a predicted model, not a curated record. Gene Ontology annotation, molecular function: L-gulonate 3-dehydrogenase activity; NAD+ binding. The transcript has a single exon.
AUGGAAUCAAUCGAAAACAUCGGCAUCAUCGGAAGCGGUCUGAUCGGUCGCAGUUGGGCAAUGAUUUUCGCCAGUGCUGGUUACAAAGUAACCAUCUACGAUAUCGAGGAAAAACUGGUGAAUUCGGCUUUAGAAGAAAUCAAAACCCAAUUACUGAAACUCGAAUCAGAUAAAACUCUACGAGGUAAAUUAUCAGCCGCCGAACAAAUCCAAUUAAUCGACGGUUGUAAUCAUCUGAAAACCAUCGUGCAAAAAAGUUCCUUUUUACAAGAAUGUAUCCCCGAGAGAAUAAACUUGAAGAAAGAUUUAUACAAACAAAUAGAUCAAGUGAUUGGCGACAAGACGAUCAUAUCGACUUCUACAUCUACGUUUCUACCAUCUCUGCUAUCUGAAGAUUUAACCCAUAGAAAUAAUUUCAUCGUUUCUCAUCCUGUAAAUCCGCCUUACUUCGUACCCUUGGUUGAAAUAGUUCCAGCACCUUGGACCGAGUCUUGGGUCGCAGAAGCUACUCGUGACCUAAUGCAGAAAGUUGGUCAAGCUCCGAUUGUUUUGAAAAAAGAAGUACCCGGAUUCGCGUUGAAUAGAGUUCAAUACGCUAUAUUAAACGAAUGCUUUAAUUUAAUCGAAGACGGUUUGGUUUCGGUCGAAGAUAUAGAUAAAGUAAUGACCGAAGGGUUAGGAAUGAGGUACGCGUUUCUAGGGCCACUGGAGACUGCUCAUUUGAACGCCGAAGGAUUCAAGAAUUACACGGAAAGAUACGCUGAAAGUAUGUACGCUGUGAGUAAGACUUUCAAACCAAUACCAAAAAUUACCGGACCGGUGGCCGAAAACAUUGAUCAACAGUUGGUUAAACUUACACCUGUGGAUAAAUUACCCGCUAGAAGAAUUUGGAGAGAUGAAUCUUUAGUUAAACUUUCGCAGUUGAAAAGAAAUAAUUGAAUAAGUAUAGCACUAGGUACUUAUGAAAUAAUAUUUUUAAUAAAUAUAUUUUAAUAUU